This is a messenger RNA of Pipistrellus nathusii (Nathusius's pipistrelle), 1413 nucleotides long. NCBI's taxonomy places the organism in Eukaryota, Metazoa, Chordata, Mammalia, Chiroptera, Vespertilionidae. The record is from the annotation of a GenBank genome assembly.
AUGCCCGGCUUCGACUACAAGUUCCUGGAGAAGCCCAAGCGGCGGCUGCUGUGCCCGCUGUGCGGGAAGCCCAUGCGGGAGCCCGUGCAGGUCUCCACCUGCGGCCACCGCUUCUGCGACACCUGCCUGCAGGAGUUCCUCAGUGAAGGAGUCUUCAAAUGCCCUGAGGACCAGCUGCCUCUGGACUAUGCCAAGAUCUACCCGGACCCAGAGCUGGAGGUGCAGGUCCUGGGCCUGCCCAUCCGCUGCAUCCACAGCGAGGAGGGCUGCCGCUGGAGCGGGCCACUUCGUCACCUACAGGGUCACCUGAACACCUGCAGCUUCAAUGUAGUCCCCUGCCCCAACCGCUGCCCCACCAAGCUGAGCCGCAGAGACCUGCCUGCACACCUGCAACACGACUGCCCUAAGCGGCGCCUCAAGUGCGAGUUCUGUGGCUGCGACUUCAGCGGGGAGGCGUUUGAGAGCCACGAGGGCGUGUGUCCCCAGGAGAGCGUGUACUGUGAGAACAAGUGUGGUGCCCGCAUGAUGCGGAGGCUGCUGGCCCAGCAUGCCACCUCCGAGUGCCCCAAGCGCACCCAGCCUUGCACCUACUGUGCCAAGGAGUUCGUCUUUGACACCAUCCAGAGCCACCAGUAUCAGUGCCCGAGGUUGCCUGUGCCCUGCCCCAACCAGUGUGACGUGGGCACCGUGGCCAGGGAGGACCUGCCAGGCCACCUGAAGGACAGCUGUAGCACUGCCCUGGUGCUGUGUCCAUUCAAAGACUCCGGCUGCAAGCACAGGUGCCCAAAGCUGGCAAUGGCCCGGCACGUGGAGGAGAGUGUGAAGCCCCAUCUGGCCAUGAUGUGCGCCCUGGUGAGCCGUCAGCGGCAGGAGCUUCAGGAGCUGCGGCGGGAGCUGGGGGAGCUGUCAGUGGGCAGCGACGGGGUGCUCAUCUGGAAGAUUGGCAGCUACGGGCGCCGGCUCCAGGAGGCCAAAGCCAAGCCCAACCUGGAGUGCUUCAGCCCCGCCUUCUACACACACAAGUAUGGCUACAAGCUGCAGGUGUCUGCGUUCCUCAACGGCAAUGGCAGUGGUGAGGGCACACACCUCUCGCUGUACAUCCGCGUGCUGCCAGGUGCCUUUGACAAUCUCCUGGAGUGGCCCUUUGCCCGCCGCGUCACCUUCUCCCUGCUGGAUCAGAGCGACCCUGGGCUGGCUAAGCCGCAGCAUGUCACUGAGACCUUUCACCCUGACCCAAACUGGAAGAAUUUCCAAAAACCAGGCACUUGGCGGGGCUCCCUGGAUGAGAGUUCUUUGGGUUUUGGUUACCCCAAAUUCAUCUCCCACCAGGAUAUCCGCAAGCGAAACUAUGUGCGGGAUGAUGCAGUCUUCAUCCGUGCCUCAGUUGAAUUGCCACGGAAGAUCCUCAGCUGA